Molecule: messenger RNA, 684 nt
Organism: Cyphellophora attinorum
Lineage: Eukaryota; Fungi; Ascomycota; Eurotiomycetes; Chaetothyriales; Cyphellophoraceae
Product: Delta-1-pyrroline-5-carboxylate dehydrogenase, mitochondrial
Exons: 1
Coding region: 1-684 (227 amino acids)
Cellular component (GO): mitochondrial matrix
Molecular function (GO): L-glutamate gamma-semialdehyde dehydrogenase (NAD+) activity
Source: RefSeq, a predicted model, not a curated record
AUGCGCGCAUCGUUCGAGUACUCUGGACAGAAAUGCUCUGCUUGCUCGAGGAUCUACCUGCCGAAAAGUCGAGCAGAAGAGUUCUUGACCGAGCUCAAGCAGCAUCUGGGAGACAUCAAGAUGGGCGACCCGGAGGACUUCUCGAACUUUCUAGGACCUGUGAUCAACCAGUCCGCCUUCGAUCGGAUCACUGGCGUCAUCAAAGCGGCCAACGAGGACUCCCGCUUGACGCGGGUUGCUGGUGGCAGCUUCGGUGGCAGCAGAGGCUAUUACAUCGAGCCCACAGUUUACCUCUCGAGCACCCUCGAACAUGAGCUCUUUGACAGGGAGCUCUUCGGUCCCGUCCUGGUGGCAUACGUAUACGAGGAUGCCGAGUUCGAUGCUCUCCUGAGCACGAUUGACAAGCAAGGCGGCGGUUUCGCUCUGACGGGCGCGAUCUUCGCGAACGACCCCGUAGCGAUUCGGAAGGCAGAAGAGAAACUGAGAUAUGCCGCUGGCAACUUCUACACCAAUUGCAAAACGACCGGCGCUGUGAUCGGACAACAGUCCUUCGGCGGCGCACGGAGUAGCGGGACGAAUGAUAAGGCGGGCAGUGCCGAUUCCUUGAGGAGGUUCGUGUCGCCGAGGACGCUGAAGGAAGAGUUCAACCGGUUGGACACCGUGUUAUAUCCUAGCAACUUGUAG